This is a messenger RNA of Euleptes europaea (tarantolino), 1022 nucleotides long. RefSeq names its product NADH:ubiquinone oxidoreductase subunit A10 (gene NDUFA10). Lineage: Eukaryota; Metazoa; Chordata; Lepidosauria; Squamata; Sphaerodactylidae. The transcript has 9 exons. Bases 37 to 975 code for a protein of 312 amino acids. Gene Ontology annotation, biological process: mitochondrial electron transport, NADH to ubiquinone. Gene Ontology annotation, cellular component: cytoplasm. The record is from RefSeq and is a predicted model, not a curated record.
UCUAACUGGAACUUGCGGUAUGGCUGGCUGGCCUAUAUGUUGGGAGAGAGAACAACUAAGAGGUUCAAUGAAUUCAGCAAAGUUUUCACAGUGGAUGGCAACUUGCGCAGUGGCAAGGGCAAACUGGCACAGCACAUAGCAGAAAAGCUAAAUAUGCGAUACUUCCCAGAGGCAGAUAUUCAUUAUUUAGACAGGGUCACAGGAGAUGGAUCAAUUCUGGAUUCAAAAUUCAAUGGCAAUUGUAGCCUGGAGACAUUUUACAAUGAUCCUAAACAUCCAAAUGGAAAUUCAUACCGUCUUCAAGCCUGGUUGUACUGUAACCGCCUUUUGCAGUAUGGGGAUGCAUUGGAACACCUUCUGGCUACAGGGCAAGGAGUAGUGCUGGAACGCUCCCCCUACAGUGACUUUGUAUUCUUGGAUGCGAUGUUUAAGCAAGGCUACAUUCAGAAAAGGUGUGUGGAGCACUAUGGAAAGAUCAAGCACCUGAGCAUUUGUGAGGUCUUGCCUCCUCACCUGGUCAUUUAUGUUGAUGUACCUGUCCCAGAAGUGAUGAAGAGGAUUGAAGAGAAAGGAAAGCCAUAUGAAAAGAAGGUGUCGCCUGCUUAUCUUCAGAGCAUUGAAGACAGCUAUAAGAAAUCUUUUCUGCCAGAAAUCAGUGAGACCUCUGAGGUUUUGCAGUAUACAGCUAGUGAGGCUGAAGAAAUGGAUAUAGUCAUUGAAGAUAUUGAGUGCCAGAAGUUCGAUAAGGAGCCUUGGAUAGAGCAAAAUGAUGUUUCUCUUCAUCAUUUGAGGAAACUUGUAGAGGACAAGAUAACAUUGCUCCGUCCUUUGAGCGUUCCAUUCUACAUCCCUGAAAUCACGCUAGGAGGCCUCGACCUUGACAAAGCAUAUCACCAAUACAGGGCGCUUCCAGGCCGCAAAUAUGCUUUUGGUUAUAAUGCUGAUGUGGGAGACAAGUGGAUUUGGCUGAAAUAAAACUCCUUGGGAGAAGUGGAAAUGUAUAUUUGACCACGGAACUAGGA